AACAUUGGUAUCAGAGCUGUUUCCCUGCUCGGUUCACGUCAACGGCCUACGGUUGAGAUUGAGAUUGUAAUCUCAUAGAUAUGGAGGCUCAAUUGAAGACGAUGGAGAGCAGAUUCGCAGGGGUUGACGAAAGGAUCAAUGCUCAGGAUCUGAAGUUGGAUCAGAUCAUGAUGAUCCUGAAGAAACUGGAAUCAAAAGCUCGAAAGGGAAAGGAAGGUGCCUCUGCGUCAGAGGGGGAUGGAAGCCAUUCAAAUGCUAGAAACCUCAAUUUCAACCCUAAAUUGGAGUUUCCAAGGUUUGAUGGAAGCAAUACGAGGAACUGGAUCAAAAAGGCAAGUAAGUAUUUCACCUUGUGUAAAAUUCCAGAGGAACAGUGGGUGGAUAUAGCUAGCUUGUACAUGGUGGAAAGGGCUGAAAACUGGAUGUCAAGUUACUUGUCCUUUAGAAAAUUUGUAUCAUGGCAUGAGUUUAUCAUAGAUCUGAGCGCAAGGUUCAGAGAUGACAGAGGACACAAUGUUGUAGAACAGUUCAAAAAAUUGGAGCAGAAGGGGUCAUUAGAAGAUUAUAUUGAUGAAUUUGAGGACUUAAGAUUUGUACUGGUGCAAAACAACCAUUACCUGCCUGACUCAUACAUUUUGGACUGCUUUGUUGGAGGGCUGAAGGCCAGCAUUAGGCUGUAUGUUAGGGCCUUUAAGCCAAGUAGCAUAGCCCAGGCUAUUGAGUAUGCAAGAUUGAAGGAAGAAUCACUGGAGGUGGAGUAUUCCAAAUAUUCCAAGCUCAACAAACCUCCGGCCCAUAAUUCUUCCAAACCUCCCCUUCUACCCACUCCUCAAACUAAGCCAGCCAAUUUCCAACCCAAUAAAGGCUUCAGGGGCAACUUACCUACAGCAGUCCAUAUUCCAGCAUGGUUCCAAGGUCAAAAUGCUGGGAGUCAUCCUAAACCAGCAGCUAUACUUGAUAGGAGGAUACAAAAGAGGUCCAGUAAACUCUUUGCUAGUGAUAAGAAGGGGUCAACCAAAGAUUGGAAGCCUUUCUUUGUCUUCGUUUCGACGGGGCCCGAAUCUCCUUUCACGGGUUCAGGGCGCCCUUCCUUCCGUCGCAUCCCACGCCCCCCACCUGAUGCCACCCUUUUGUCUAUCACCCGCCAAUUCUGCAAUAAGGGAGUUAUGAACAUCAAAGAGGUGGUGACAGAGGAAACCCUUGCCGGGUUGGGGUUUGAGUUUGUUCAGGACGAGCUUCGCCACCAACCCGACCUACUGAGGGACAUCCCCGGGGGGCAUCAGCCUGACCAGCUGAAGGACAUUCCUGAGGAAGGUCUUGAUUGUGGUCCUUUUGUGGAAAUACAAGAUUCAGGAGAAGAGAUGGACAGCAAUCUCCUGCUCAGUCGCUUCACCGCAGGGAGGAAAAGGAAGAGAGAGACGAGGGGCCAGGGCAAACGUUCUUCAUCUCACCACGAGGAGGGUCCUUCUCGAGAGCCGGUAGUAAUUGCGGUGGAGGACCAAGAAGAUGCUACCCAGGAACCGGGUACCAUGGCUGGCCAGUCCCCUCCACACCCCGUGAUGCAGGGUGGCGACCUUGCUGGGUCGUCUCAGGGCACAGCCUUGGGGCGACCUCCAUCACCACUCGCAAUGACCUACGAGGUGGCGACCGAGGGUCGCUCGACGAGGCUCUGCAUCCCUCCCCUGCCCCAAAGCCUAGGAGACGUACAGCUGGAGACUCUUAUCACUCUGCCUGCAGAAGACCAGGCUCGUAUCUCGGCAGGCUCCGAGGAUGACCUCGACAACAUGGUCCUUUUGAGGCUCAGUCAGGCUACGCUGGGGAUGAUUGAGGUGGUCGGCCGGAGACGGGGUCGCCAGGCCGCCGCGGACGAUGUGAUGAAAGCAGCCGAGGCCAAGCAGAAGGAGCUGCAGGAGGAGGUCGCCCGACUCACCAGGGAGUUGAAGGAGAAAGAAAAUCGCUGCGCGGCGCUUACUGUGGAGAAAGCUUCCCAGGAGAACCGAUGCGUCGCCCUUGAGGCAGACAAGGCCUCCUUGUCCUUGGAGGUAGAAUCUGUUUCUGCUCGAGUGGUCGAGCUGGAAGGGGAGAAAUCUGAUCUGAUCCAGCAGCUGGAGGUGGAGAGGAACGAUCGGGUCCGCCAUGCAGAGGGAGCGGUAGAAUCCUUCAAGUCCUCUCCUGACUUCACGGUGGUCGCACUGGAGCGGAUGGAAGAACUAACGGCCGCUUGGCUCAAAACUGAACCUGGGGCCCAAUGGAUGGUCAAGGAGGGAACCAAGUCCUUCAACUGCGGACUCUUCCAUGCCCAACAGGUCUUCCACAACAGGCUGGCCCAACUCCCUAAAGGGUUCUCUCUCCCCGACCUUGGCUUCCCUCCUCCCUGCCGCUCCUUGGCCGAGUUCGACCCCAGUCCCUAUCUGGACGGGGGGAGCUCGAGUGCGUCGGAAGAGGAGGAAGAAGAAGAAAUGGAAGGUGUUUGGGCCCAACUCCUAGUCCCGGCCCGUUUACCUGCCCGGGCUCAAUCCCUGGAUUGGCCAUCAUGCCGCCCAAUUGAUCCAAUGCCCUUCGCCGUUUCUGAUUGGAACUUCGCGCGGCUCAAGGCUGCUUUAUCGAUCUUUCCGACGGGCCGGCUCCUUCUUCGCCGGAGCCUGCCUCUUCCCCCAAGUCAGUCAAUUCCAAUGACUGGGGGGCUUGACCCUUACGAAUUCUGUCGCCGGUUGCCUCGCCGGCAGUGGCCGUCGGUGAAACCGCCGCCACCACCUCCAAACCCUUAUGAGGACUUUAGUGAGGCGUACGAGGCCCUCUCCGCCAACCGCCUGCCUGACGGGCGGAUUGACUGGGAUGCUCCAUGCCCCCUCCAUUCCCUGCAAUGUAUGGCCUGGGAAAGCUUUCAAGAUGAGCAAUUACCCCUCCUGGAGCAUGAGUGCGCAUACUACGCAAGUCUUGAACGAUGGACUAGCGAAAGUCGCACCAAUUCGCCGGUGAGGCCUACGGAGGAGGUUGUGUUAGGGGAAGAACUGGGUUCUUCCCUACCUCGCCCCGCUUGCCACUCACUUCCCCAGAAGACCCCUAGGCGACCUGAAGUAGCUCGGGCGGCUUCAGGAUCUCUGUCCUCGCCUAGGUGAUGCUGGUUGGGGUUCACAGAGAAGUGAGCCGUCCCCCGCCCUUUCUCGGUAGGAGAAGGGCGGUGGGUUUUUGCCGAGGCUGGGGGCGACCACUCCUGUUCCAUGUUGGGGAAGAAAGGUGGUCGUCCUGGACGGCUGGUGAUCGGAGUUUCGCUUGCCUAUACAGCCGCAGAACUACCUUUCAGACCUGCCUGUCCCCCCUAGACCUUCGCUCGCAAAGUAUUAGAUUGUUGUUUUUCAUUGUAGGAGAUGUAUGGGGAAGUAUCCUUCCUAACGUAGAGAUUGUUCUCAACUGUACUGUAGUAGAUGCAAGAGAUUAUCCUUGAAACGUAAUGAACAUUUCUGUGACUG
Molecule: messenger RNA, 3470 nt
Organism: Cuscuta campestris
Lineage: Eukaryota; Viridiplantae; Streptophyta; Magnoliopsida; Solanales; Convolvulaceae
Source: the annotation of a GenBank genome assembly